AUGUCGAACACUCGAGGUUGGAAGGAUCUGCCGACUUUUCUUCAGUGGUCAAAGCUACUGUGUCUUCUUAUUGCACUUUCAGGUUGCCAUGGACUUAAGCCUCAACUGUAUCCAAAUGUGACUGAGUUAGAGAUAAAUGAAGGAGAAACUUUAAACAUAACGUGCACAAGCAACAGCUAUGUUAAUUUUUAUUUCCCUACAAGUAAUAGAAGGGGUAGAACCACCUCUCGGCCCCUUAUUACACCAGAAGUCAGGAGUACCCACAAGAUAUUCAUAAGAUUAUCUACUGUUUUUGGAGAUACUGGCUGGUACGGAUGUGCUGAUGAAAGCAAACAAAUAACAAGUUUGACGUACAAAAACUACAGCGACCUAAGUAUCAGUUGGGUGUACGUUUAUGUUUUCGGACUGAGCGAAAAGAUCACUUUUGACUCCAAAACUGGUUUUGUCAUUGAAGAAGCAAAUUGGGAUACGACCAGUACUUCCAGAAAAGUUUUAAAUACCGUUCGAGUAGAAGAAAAAGGAAUUCAUAAUUUAGUCAAUCUCAUAACAUCUGAGCUUAUUAUUGACAAUGUUACUUACGAUGAUAGAGGUAACUACGCUUGUAAAAUAAGAUCUUCGUUUGAUGAAGAAAAGAGUCUUGAUACUUACGUUUGCGUAUUUGAUACUAACAAACCAUACAUCAAUCUAACUUCUGACAAUCUUUAUGUAGUCUCAGAGAAUGGUAAAUCAGUGACUUUCUUGGCUCUUGUUGAUGCAUGUCCAAUACCAACUUUGGAGUGGACUCACCCUCAAGGUAAGCCAACGGUCGAGUUUGAUAAAACUUACCUCAAAUCUUACUACAGUUUUAAUAAAACUGCCAAGUUUGUUUGCCUUGCCAAUGGUCAUCCUAAGUCAAAUAUAUCCUGGACCAUAAUGAAUUAUCUGGGAAUGGAAACAGAUGUCCAUAGUAGCAAUUUUGAACAAAAGUCAGUGCUGGAACGGAAACAGCUGAUAACACCUUGUGUAAUAGUAUGCACGGCUUGCAAUAGCUAUGGAUGUGCCUCUGCGUCAAAGAAAAUUCGCAUAACAGAUGGCGUAGCUAAUGCAUCUUUUGGAAUCAUACAACCAAAUAGAAGUUUUCAGAAAGGUGACAAUAUUUCUUUAAUAUGUGCUGCUAUAAUAAAUGAUUUCUACGGCGUCGUAUGGUAUGAUGAUAAUGGUCAGGUGGUAGUGGAUUCUGAAAGAAUACACGUUACAUCGAAGAUAACUGAAUUUACUUACCAAGCCAUUCUCACAAUCAAUAACGUGAAUGAAUCAGAUAGAAGGAAGUACUAUUGCAAAGGGACGGAAAGAUACUACGGACUUGUUAGAAAUCCUUCGCGCAAAAUACUUACAGAGUCAUACUUCCUUAACAUCAAUAAUCCACCUUCUUUUACCCUUGUAAAUUUGAACGCUACAGAGAGAACAGUGAUGGCAAGGAAUUUUGAGAAUCCCCUGACAUUAUUAUGCUAUGUUGGAGGGAUUCCAACCCCUAACAUUACGUGGUCGAAAAACAAUGUACCUCUGAAGAUGUCAUCACAGUAUACUUUCGAGGACAACAAUCAAAAAUUAACUAUAAGAUACUUUUUUGAAAAAGAUUCUGGUUAUUAUUCAUGCCAUGCUAAGAACGAUUACGGAACAGUGGAACAAUCACAAAUUAUUGUUGUGAAAGGAAAUCCAAAUACUAAUUUUUAUACUGGAAUAGUCGUAUGGUUCAUCGCAAUCCUUACUUUUAUAUCAAUUUACUUUUACUUACAAGUACAACAUGGAAAGACGCAAUUUAAAAAGUAUAAGAUUAGUUUGAUUAAUAUUAACGUUAAAUUUGAUUCUCUUCCAUCACAUCAAGAUAAAAAAUUAGGAAGUGGAGCUUUCGGAGUCGUGUAUAAAGCCGUAGCUUAUGGAAUAUUUGCUAAAAAAUCUAAGACAACUGUAGCUGUAAAAACUGUUCGCAAAAAUGCAGAUCCAAUGUAUAUUACUGCAUUGGCGAAGGAGCUUAAAAUUAUGAUUUAUUUGGGACAACAUUUGAAUAUAACAAGUCUUUUGGGGGCUUGCACGAAAAAUAUAGCCAAACGUGAACUUUUUGUGAUUGUUGAGCUUUGCAAAUUUGGAAACCUGCAAAAUUAUCUCUUGAAUCAUCGACAAACUUUUAUCAAUCAAAUUAAAUCAGAUAAAGGUAAAAUCGGCCCUUAUAUCAGAAAAACAUCAAAUAGUGUGGUUUUAAGCGGCAGUAAUUCAAGCAAUGAGACCAGCAUUUACUGCUCAGAGGAUCGGACAUUUGUUGGCUCAAUGGAAUUUAGUGAUGAUUUUGAUGACGAUGAUUCCCAGCCAGGUUGGCGUUCUAAUUGCAAAGGGGACUACGCGAAUGAAGAUGUUUCGUUUCUCUGCACUGAGGAUCUUUUUUUAUGGGCUUAUCAAGUAGCAAAUGGUAUGGAGUACCUUUCCCAAAGAAAGGUGCUACAUUGUGAUUUAGCCACGAGGAAUAUAUUAUUGGCAGAAAAUAACAUUAUUAAGAUAUGCGAUUUUGGUCUAGCAAAGACAUUGUACAAAGACGAAAACUAUAAGAAGCAAAGCGUUGGCAAGUUGCCUGUAAAGUGGAUGGCCAUUGAGUCCAUUAGGGAUGGAGUCUUUUCAACUAUGUCAGAUGUGUGGUCAUUUGGUGUAGUUCUAUGGGAACUUUUCACCCUUGCAGAAAUACCUUACGCAGGUGUAGGGUUCGAAGUAAUGUAUCAGAAAUUAGUCAGGGGAUACAGAUUGGCUCAGCCUACUUUAGCCACUGAUGACAUUUACAAUACUAUGCUCGAUUGCUGGGAAGAAGAGCCGACAUUAAGGCCAUCUUUUACAAUGCUGGUUGAAAGUUUUAAAAAUCUUUUACAAGAUGACAUCAAAAUACGCUUUCUAAAACUCUAUCAUACGUAUGAAAAUUGA
This is a messenger RNA of Copidosoma floridanum, 2943 nucleotides long. RefSeq names its product vascular endothelial growth factor receptor 1-like. The record is from RefSeq and is a predicted model, not a curated record. Lineage: Eukaryota; Metazoa; Arthropoda; Insecta; Hymenoptera; Encyrtidae.